UGGAGUCGGGCUUAAAGUAGAUCUCUACUACACACACUCCUACUGCUGUCGGUUGUUCGCUCCGUCGAUGCGCUGUCCAUAUGAUGUUGAAUCAGCGGGAAUGCGCAGAACCAAGCAGAUCGUCACACAGCUCUUCUGGUCCAAAAUGGCGCUAUGUUUACGUCUCUGUAUAAUCGUGUAUCAAGUCUCAUGGAGAGCUUUGGUGAUUUAAUACACCGGGAAAGAUAAUUGGACCUAACAUUCAGCUACAGCAGUGAUCUACGAGAACCCGGACAUUCGGUAAUGACAAUUUAAGCAGAUCUGUGGCUAUAAAGUUCACCAGCAGCAGCAGGAAGUGGAAGGAUGCAGGCUGAGGCCACGGACUCCUCACUGAGAGAGGGCAUAGAGGCUCUGGGUGUGAAGGACACAGAAAGACCUGCAGCAGACAAACAGGACCAGGGCAGCACAGAGCAACAGGACACAGAGAUGACAGCUGCCACAGAUGAGGAUACAACAACCAAGGAUAUAAAGGAUGGAGACACGUAUGCAGUGGAAGAAGAAGCACACAAGGAUGAACCUCAGGCUGACACGGGGGUGGAUGGUGAAGAGGGACAGCAGGCUGCUGGAGUGGAUGGUGAAUGGGAGAUUGCGUACAGUGACGAGGAAAUGGAGGAGCCCAAAAACUGGAUGCCCCCUCCUGCUGAGAUCAAAAGACUCUAUGAGCUCCUCUCUAAAGGGGAGAUGCUGGAAUUGAACUUUGUGCCUCUUCCUAGGAGGCCCCCUACACCUGAACGCACCCCGUCACCUGAAAGAGAUGACGAGGAAGAGGCAGCAAAGGAAAGAGAGAGGGACGAGAGAGAACGCAGGCCUCCAACUCCAACUGAGUUUGACUUUAAUGAAGAGCAAACACAAGCCACUCCGAAAAAUGCCUUCGUGAACAGACGCAGAACACCAGGAUCUUCAGCCCGCUCUUCUGUGAAAAGGGAAGCGCGGCUGGACAAAGUACUGUCAGACAUGAAGCGCCACCGCAAAAUUGAGGAGCACAUCAUGCGCACGGGUCGAGAUCUUUUCAAGAGCGAAAAGAAGCUGGAGGAGGCUCUGUCUCCAAACAGCCAGAAGGAGCGGGAGAAGGAGAGGGAACGAGACAGCAACCCCAACACCAUCUUUUCCCCGAGACAGAGGAGAUACUAAGUAUUAGGAAUUAAGACUUGACCACAGGCAAAUAAAGCCAAGAGCUUUCUGAUGAUUUCUCAAAACUUGAAAUUUUUUAAUGUUACCGAGUUUUGUAUGUUUUCUAUGUGUGUUUUGUAUCUUGGCAAUAAACAUUUUAACCAUGGGAAAUGUUAACUGUUGUAAUGAGUGUGCAGUAAGGGUAGACGAUAUGGACAAAAAUAUGGCAUAUGAUCAUGAAUGCAGUAUAUAGUGUGAUAUUAUAGAAUUGCAUGGAUUCUGGCACCCUCUUGAGGCUCACUUUUACCCUAUGCUCUAUUUUAUAGUCUAUACCGAUAUUUGAGCAAUGAUGUCCAGAUUUCAAAAAUGGCAUUUGAUAAAUUAUUAUGCAACAUUGACAAAGCGUAGGGGAAAAACAGAGUCGAGGCAGGCUCAGGACAGAGAAGUUUAUUUUAGCUAAGUUGGAGUAACAAUACAGCCUUUACAUAAGGCUCAGAAGCAUAUAGUAUAUGUAUGCAUAAAUAUGCAUUCAAAACCACAAACCAAAUAAAUAAAUAAAUACAAAUAAAUAACAAGCAUUUUGUGGAAUAUACAGUACAUCAGUUGAAAUGUUUUAGUAUUGUCAAGAAGCAGUACCUUGAGUUCAUGAAACGGGGGAAUGGAUGUUCUGUGUUCAACAUGCCCACAGUUGUCCAGAUGUUUUGGCACACGUUGCCCUGUCUUGAUGGUUUUGGAGCGCUCUGUUUUUUUCCCUUUACCCAUUUCUAGGACAGUGAAGGCGCUUCAAACAAACAUAAAAUGAUAAAAACUAGCCAGUUUGUUCAUAGGAGGUUCAUAGAACCAGUGGCUCAAAUAAACGGCUAAUUGAUUGAAGCAAUUUAUACAAUGUGAAAAGGUUUAAAACAAUUCAUAGACGUAUUGG
Molecule: messenger RNA, 2071 nt
Organism: Etheostoma spectabile (orangethroat darter)
Lineage: Eukaryota; Metazoa; Chordata; Actinopteri; Perciformes; Percidae
Gene: pagr1
Product: PAXIP1 associated glutamate-rich protein 1
Exons: 5
Coding region: 343-1170 (275 amino acids)
Biological process (GO): positive regulation of intracellular estrogen receptor signaling pathway; positive regulation of cell cycle G1/S phase transition
Cellular component (GO): MLL3/4 complex
Molecular function (GO): nuclear estrogen receptor binding
Source: RefSeq, a predicted model, not a curated record